Molecule: messenger RNA, 1701 nt
Organism: Salarias fasciatus (jewelled blenny)
Lineage: Eukaryota; Metazoa; Chordata; Actinopteri; Blenniiformes; Blenniidae
Gene: fbxo5
Product: F-box protein 5
Exons: 6
Coding region: 151-1371 (406 amino acids)
Biological process (GO): regulation of mitotic nuclear division; negative regulation of meiotic nuclear division
Cellular component (GO): nucleus
Molecular function (GO): protein binding
Source: RefSeq, a predicted model, not a curated record
CCAUUCCUGAGGAGCAUUUAACUUGAGCACAGCCGGGUGACAAUCUGGGGUGUUUUUUCAUCAUCUGCCGAAUAGGUGGGAAGAAGACUCGAUUUUUGGAGAGCAGAAAAAGAAGGUAUCAGCUUGCUUUCCAUCUGUAAAAGAGUAAUCAUGAAGUGUCGUGGAUUUGAGUCGACAACAGCCGACAGAGUGGAUAAAGAGUCCAAGAUGCAUCUGCUCAAAGAAUCACCGGUGAAAGAUCACGUCUUCGUCAAACCUCAGUGUCACCAUGCUGACAUGCCUGAGUUGUCCUCACCCAAGAGCAUCAACAGUCCUUUCCACGACAAGGAAAACAGGACUUACAGUGAGCUGAAUGACACGACGCUGGACUCUGUCCUGGACGACAGCGGCUAUCUUUCUCUACAAAACAGUCGGGUGUCUGUCAGUGCGACGGAGGAGAGCAGCCACCUUCUGGGAUCAGCCUCCAACUCUCCGUCACACAGGGGGGUCAGUCCCAUCUGCCCGGUGUCUGUGGCGACAUCCUUCACGCCUGUGCAUUGUUCCAAGAGGAGGUCACCGGUGUUCUCGCUUUCGUCAACGCCAUCAAAUCAAUAUGAUGACCCAAACCUGCCCAUAAGGAAGUUUCAACAGACUGUGUGUCAAGAACUGGCAAAGGGCUUUCAGAAGAAUAAGAAGUACGAUUGGAGCAUCGUAUCGAAGGUGGCAGAGGAUCAUCUUCUGGAUCGUGUGAUCGGGCGUCAGAUGGGUCUGGAGUAUGUCGACAUGUUUGAAUCGCUGUUGUCCAGGAACAUGAGAACCAUUCUAACCAACAUCCUGGCUCUGCUGGGAGACAUGGAUCUCAUUAGCUGCAAAAAAGUCAGCCGGACGUGGAGGACGAUCAUCUGUGAGGAUGCAGCAGCCGAGAGCAGAUGCAAGCUGGCUGAACAGUCUCUCAGGGAGUCAAGAAGCUCUCUAAAAAAGAGAAAUUUGACAGGGGAUGUGUCAAGGGUGGUGCUGUCCUGCAUGCAGAGCCUGUCCUCCGUCGCUAAUUCAUCAUCCUCCUCAUCAAGCUGCAGGACCAGCAGAGGGUCUCUUCCCACUCAGAGUUCACGCUUUGAUAAAUAUUUGGAAGCUGCCAGGAAUCUGAAGACGCACGAGUCCCUGCGUCCUUGCAGACGCUGCGGCUCGCCCGCCGUCCACUCGGCUGAGGUCCAGAGGGCCACCUGCACUCGCCCCAGCUGCCUUUUCGACUUCUGCAGCUGCUGUCAGGAGGCGUUCCACGGCUCGACUCCCUGCAGGACGGUGAUGCCCCGAUCUCCCCUGUCUGCCCCCAGGGUGACCCAAAAUACCCCGGGGAACGCACGCAGCAAGAGGAGCAUCCGGCGCUUGUGAUGAAGAUCCACUUUUUCUUUUUUUUUUUUUUUUUGUUUGUUGUCCUUUAGGACAUCUGAAAGACUUGAAGAGAACUCUGUAUGACCAAACCAGUCUCUCAUGGGGAUAUUAGACUUUAAAGAUCUCUGCACCUUGGACUUACUGUUACUGCUGGGUUUGUGCUGCGACUCCUUGUAAUGACCUUUCCAGACCUGUUAAUGCCAAAAAAUCUUACCAAAAUCGAACCUUGGGGCUGAGGGGGUCGAAGCACAACUUAAGCUAUAAGUAUAUUGUACAUUGUAAAGUUUUUAUCAUGUUUCACAAUAAAAUGAAAUACUUUUAUAGUUAUAU